This is a messenger RNA of Psammomys obesus (fat sand rat), 1978 nucleotides long. RefSeq names its product potassium channel tetramerization domain containing 11 (gene Kctd11). Gene Ontology annotation, biological process: positive regulation of neuron differentiation; protein homooligomerization. The coding region runs from base 61 to 759 and encodes 232 amino acids. Lineage: Eukaryota; Metazoa; Chordata; Mammalia; Rodentia; Muridae. The transcript has a single exon. The record is from RefSeq and is a predicted model, not a curated record.
AAUGUGGGGGGCACACUGUACUCCACUACGCUGGAGACCCUGACACGCUUCCCAGACUCCAUGCUGGGGGCCAUGUUUAGGGCCGACACCCUCAUGCCAGCCAGCCUCAACCCGCGAGGAGACGGCCACUACUUCAUAGACAGGGAUGGCAAGGCUUUCCGGCACGUCCUCAAUUUCCUGCGGCUGGGCCGGCUGGACCUGCCCAGGGGGUAUGGGGAAACCGCGCUUCUCAAAGCCGAGGCCGACUUCUACCAGAUCCGGCCCCUCCUGGAUGCCCUGCGGGAGCUGGAGGCCUCCCGGGGCCCGCCUGCACCCACGGCCGCCCUGCUCCACGCGGAUGUGGACGUCAGCCCCCGCCGGGUGCACUUCUCAGCCCGAAGGGGCCCCCACCACUACGAGCUGAGCUCCGUGCGCGUGGACACCUUCCGAGCCAACCUCUUCUGCACGGACCCCGAGUGUCUGGGCGCCAUGCGCGACCGCUUUGGCGUGGCCAGUGGGGACCGGGCAGAGGGGGGCCCGCAUUUCCGUCUGGAGUGGGCCUCCCGCCCCCAGGAACUCCCUGAAGCCGAGUAUGAGAGACUGGGGCUGCGACCUCUGUGGACCGGCGGGCCGGAUGGUCGCCGCGAGGUGGUGAGCGCGCCUGCCUUCCUGGAAGAGGUGCUGCGCGUGGCCCUGGAACACGGCUUCCGCCUGGACUCUGUCUUCCCAGACCCCGAAGACCUUCUCAACUCCAGGUCUCUGCGCUUUGUCCGCCACUGAGGACGCUUCAUUGCCCUUCACUCGACUGUGGAGAGGGAGGGAACGCCUCUCCCUAAACCAAUUUCUGGUCCUGGGGUGGGGGCUAUGAGAGUCAGGGUCCCAGCACACAUGACUGGACCUUAAGAUGUCGGCUGGGACUCCCCAGUCCGGCGGCCUCCACCGCGGGGACUCACCAACGACCCAGACCUACACUGGGGCUUAUCCUGGGAAAGCAUCGUGGCUUCUCUAGCUUGUUCCUGCUUGAGGAUGGGUCCUCAGUGUUGCCCAGGCUAGACCGAGCAGAACUCUGGAGGGUUGAACACGAGGGUGAAGGACCUUGAAUUACCAAAUGUGACCUCUCCCCUAGACGGUGGCGUCCCCUGCUGGAGUCUUAUCCGACUGUGACCAUUAGGAGGCCAGGGCACGCUGGGAGGUGCCUUCACCGUGUCUCAAGCCACCCACUGUGGGGAGAGUGAAAGUAGCCGCCCCAUCCUAGGCUGAUACUCGGGAGCUAGGAGAGCAGCAGUGUGGGGCUAGUGCACCCUCCGGAACGCCAAGUGUUCUAGAGGAGGCUGUGCAGGUGGCGCUUGGACGUGGGGAAGAUGGCGGCGUGUGCGGGCGCGCGCGCACGCCAGCCGACGUGGCUGGCACCUUGGGUCAUUAGCGUUGCUGACUCCUGUGUUUAUGUGACGCUCCUGUGAUCUUGGCGUGUCCGGGCCUGUUUGGAGUUGCUUAGCAACUCUUUGGGCUCAGGUAUAUCUGUGGUAUGUGUGAGAGCAGAUUGAGAUUUAGUUUAAUCAUAGGGUGUGUACGUGUUUGCGUGCGCGUGUGUGUGUGUGUGUGUGUGUGUGCGCGAGAGAGAGAGAGAGAGAGAGAGAGAGAGAGAGAGAGAGAGAGCGCCCUCACCGCCACAUAGGCAGGAGCGCCUUGUCCGAGUUCAUGUCACUAGACUCUUCCUAUGCGAGUGAAACACACUGGGCUUAGCUGGCCCCGGAGACCUCUCCAAGCUCUCGGUUGCUGAGACAACCAUGAGCCUGUUGCUAGGAAAUAGCUGGGGAAGGCCUAGCGCCGUCCUGGGCAGAGAGGAGGUGGAGAGGCUUGGGCGAGCUGGGGAGGACAUGGGAAGGGGCAGCAUUUCUUCAUCCUGGGUGGAGGGCUGCACAGCAUGUCUGCAUGGGCGGAGUCGUUCUUCGGUCACUGGGACUUAAAGGAGGAAAAUAAAACUGCUUUCAGACCCACA